AUGUGCUCCCAGAGCGGUGCCUUCGGAGGUGGCUACGGCGGCCUCAGUGGCAGUGGGAGCAAGUCUUCCAGCAGCUCACAGAGCGGCGCCUUUGGAGGUGGCUAUGGCGGCAUCAGUGGCAGUGGGAGCAAGUCUUCUAGCAGCUCCCAGAGUGGGGCCUUCGGAGGUGGCUACGGUGGCUUGAGUGGCAGCGGCAGCAUGUCUUCGAGCAGCUCCCAGAGUGGUGCCUUUGGAGGAGGCUAUGGCAGCCUUAGUGGCAGCAAGAGUUCGAGUCAGUCAGCGUCCGAGAGCGUCGGCUACGGCCACGGUGGCUCCGUGUCGGGCAGCAAGAGCUCCAGUGCAAGCGAAGCUGUCGGCUAUGGACGCUGA
Messenger RNA from Schistocerca americana (American grasshopper), 369 nucleotides. Its product is annotated as keratin, type I cytoskeletal 10-like. Bases 1 to 369 code for a protein of 122 amino acids. NCBI's taxonomy places the organism in Eukaryota, Metazoa, Arthropoda, Insecta, Orthoptera, Acrididae. The transcript is spliced from 2 exons. The record is from RefSeq and is a predicted model, not a curated record.